AUAAGAGCGAGCUUGUUUUCUUGUUCUCUCAAAGUUCAAACCCUACCCAGCUUUCCCAAUUUCUACCUUCUCUUUCACAAACAAAGAGGCAAUUACAAAUGGCUGAGGGAGCUUUGGAUAUGACUCUCGACGAUCUCAUCAAGAAGAAUAAGACCGGUACCGGAGGUAAACCUCGCGGCAGAGGCCGCGGCGCUGCCUCCACCUCCAGUGCUGGACCUUCUCGACGGUUCCCUAAUCGUUCUAAUAACCGAGAUGCACCUUAUUCCACCGCCAAGGCCCCUGAAGCGUCGUGGAAUCAUGAUAUGUUCGCGGCAGAUCAAGCCGUCGCCUUUGGACAAGCUGGUGGUCGGGCGUCUUCCAUAGAGACUGGGACUAAACUCUACAUCUCCAAUCUUGAUUACGGCGUCUCCAAUGAGGAUAUCAAGGAGCUCUUUUCAGAAAUUGGUGACUUGAAACGUUAUGCUGUUCAUUAUGAUAGGAGUGGAAGAUCAAAGGGAACGGCAGAGGUGGUUUUCUCACGUAGACAAGAUGCGCUAGCUGGUGUUAAAAGGUUCAACAAUGUUCAGCUUGAUGGGAAGCCAAUGAAAAUUGAAAUUGUUGGAACCAACAUUGUCACUCCUACUCCCCCUUUUUCCAAUGGUGCUUCUGGUUUUGGAGAUACUAAUGGAGUUCCUAGCAGGUAUGCUCUGUUACUCACCAAGCUGUUCAAUUGGACCAAAAUUUUGUUUGAGAUUUUCUAUUUUGCUAUUUGAUGACAUAAAUGAAAA
Messenger RNA from Solanum stenotomum, 767 nucleotides. RefSeq names its product THO complex subunit 4A-like. Bases 99 to 752 code for a protein of 217 amino acids. NCBI's taxonomy places the organism in Eukaryota, Viridiplantae, Streptophyta, Magnoliopsida, Solanales, Solanaceae. Gene Ontology annotation, cellular component: nucleus. The transcript is spliced from 4 exons. Gene Ontology annotation, biological process: mRNA export from nucleus. The record is from RefSeq and is a predicted model, not a curated record. Gene Ontology annotation, molecular function: mRNA binding.